This is a messenger RNA of Naegleria gruberi, 528 nucleotides long. RefSeq lists its product as uncharacterized. Gene Ontology annotation, molecular function: UFM1 conjugating enzyme activity. The transcript has 3 exons. NCBI's taxonomy places the organism in Eukaryota, Heterolobosea, Eutetramitea, Acrasida, Naegleriidae. The coding region runs from base 1 to 528 and encodes 175 amino acids. Gene Ontology annotation, cellular component: cytoplasm. Gene Ontology annotation, biological process: protein K69-linked ufmylation. The record is from RefSeq and is a predicted model, not a curated record.
AUGGACAAUAGCACAAAGGAAACAUUGCAAAAAAUUCCACUCUUGAAGGAAAAAGUUGGACCAAGAGAUGCUGAUCAAUGGGAAAAACGUCUUAAAGAGGAAUAUGCAGCUCUCAUUCAAUAUGUGAAAAUGACAAAGGAAAAUGAUAGUGCUUGGUUUUCUAUUCAAAGUAACAAGAGCGGAACAAAAUGGUUCGGAAAGUGUUGGUUUGUCCACAAUUUAUUGAAAUAUGAAUUUAAAGUAGAAUUUGAAAUUCCAGUCACAUAUCCAACAACAGCUCCAGAAUUUAAAAUUCCAGAAUUGAUCGGAAAGACAGCUAAAAUGUAUCAUGAUGGUCGUGUUUGUCAAACUCUUCACUUCCAUCCUCUCUGGGCUAGAAAUGUUCCUCAUUUUGGUAUUGCUCAUGCUUUGGCUCUUGGAUUGGGUCCUUGGUUGGCUAGUGAAGUUCCAGAUUUAGUUUCUAAAAAUUUAAUUCAAGCUAAGGAUACUUCUACUGAAGAAUCGACCACUCCAACAACUCAACAAUAA